Molecule: messenger RNA, 1724 nt
Organism: Alosa sapidissima (American shad)
Lineage: Eukaryota; Metazoa; Chordata; Actinopteri; Clupeiformes; Clupeidae
Product: homeobox protein Dlx3b-like
Exons: 3
Coding region: 205-1035 (276 amino acids)
Biological process (GO): epithelial cell differentiation; embryo development; regulation of transcription by RNA polymerase II
Molecular function (GO): RNA polymerase II cis-regulatory region sequence-specific DNA binding; DNA-binding transcription factor activity, RNA polymerase II-specific
Source: RefSeq, a predicted model, not a curated record
CUGCGAAUCACCGGUUUGGGAACAGACGCAUCGUCGACGGCAUUGGUUCGAAGAAGAGAAUCUGACUAAGAAACAGAGCUCUAACUUAAGUAAUUCACUUAAUUUAUUCACGAAAUUGUUUGGAUUAUUUUUUCCACCUUGGGCUGUGAGUUUCCACGGGGCGAACGAAUCUGUUGCUCGGACCUUCACAGGCGACGGCGCGCAAUGAGCGGAAUCCUCGCAGAGCAAAAGUUUUCUAGCGUUUCGUCCGACUUGCUUCGCUCAUCGGUGUUUGAACAAGCACCUGAAAAAAGCCUACAUACCCCUCCGGAGUCUGAAGUCGCUGGCAUGAGUUACUAUAGUGGGCAUACGUCGCAUAGCCACCAGGACUACUACCAACCAUAUUCCCAUUCGAUGAGUCCAUAUUCUUAUCAACAGUACAACCCAAAUGGAUUAGGAGCAUCAAGUGGAUAUUCCAUGAAGACGGAGUAUCCUUAUUCUCAUCCGUACAGACAAUAUGGACAUUACUGUAGGGAAGUACAUACACCCCAAGACACAGUAAAAGAAGAACCGGAAACUGAAGUGCGAAUGGUCAACGGAAAACCAAAGAAAAUUCGCAAGCCACGAACCAUCUAUUCCAGUUACCAGCUGACAGCUUUGCAGCGGCGCUUCCAAAAGGCACAGUAUCUGGCCCUGCCGGAACGGGCAGAGCUUGCGGCGCAGCUAGGACUUACCCAGACACAGGUGAAGAUAUGGUUCCAGAAUCGCCGGUCUAAGUUCAAGAAACUGUACAAAAACGGAGAACUAUCACUGGAUCAUAGUCCGAACGCCAGCGACUCGAUGGCAUGCAACUCGCCCCCCUCCCCUGCAGCAUGGGAUUCCAGCACACACACUAACGCAGCCAACAGAGGGCAGAUUCCUCCACCGCUCCAUCCUUCUUCACCGCCUUUUGUAGACGAUUGCAGCCAGCACUGGUAUCAGCAAGCCUCCCAUUUAGGCGUUCAGCACCCGAGUUCGGUUCACCAUACGCCACCCUCUACGCAGCAUGCCUAUUGACCUUUGUGGGCGCUCUACAGUGAAUUUAAGAUCCAUCAUGACAUUGGACUAUUUUCAUGUCGUCCGUCCGUUGGAUGAAAGGAAUAUUACGGAUAUAACGUUGUUGUUGUUUUGGUAAUGUUUUUUUGUUUGCACUGUCAUUUUGCUUACCAUUUUGGCAGCAUUUAAAUCUUGCUACUGCAUGCGCUGUCAGUGUUCUUAGCAUUUAGAUCAGAGUAUUUAAACUUUGGGCUUUUGUAUCAGAAUGCCUUUUUAAAAACUUUGCAGGUGGUACACUAGCCUACUACAUUUUUUAAAUUUUCAAUUAAUGUUAUCAGGAUGGUUUUGCUUUUGAGAGGGUGUUCACUGUUAAGACAAAGCAAUAUAUUUUACACAGACCUAUUAGUAUUAGGCCAUUUAAAUUGAUUGAUCAAUCGAAACAGUAAACACAUUAGGCCUACACAAUUGACUCAUUUGUGUUAAAUAAACCAGUAUUGUAACUGCAAUUUGUGCGAAUUCUAGGCAAGGUACUGUUUUACAUUUUGGUAAGUAGGCUAUAAUAACGUGAAAGUAAACAUUUUUUUAAAUCUGUGAAGCAGACUACUUUUGAACAGAAAAAGGCCUAAAUCAGUCCCAUUCGAUGAUGGACAGGUAGUUACCACUUGUCUUAGAAGUAGGCUAACCCAACAGAACCAGUUAUUUCAGUUAAA